Messenger RNA from Notolabrus celidotus (New Zealand spotty), 2016 nucleotides. Its product is annotated as proline-rich transmembrane protein 1-like. Bases 177 to 698 code for a protein of 173 amino acids. Gene Ontology annotation, cellular component: membrane. The record is from RefSeq and is a predicted model, not a curated record. The transcript has 3 exons. NCBI's taxonomy places the organism in Eukaryota, Metazoa, Chordata, Actinopteri, Labriformes, Labridae.
CACUUGAUAUUGAUGAAAGCGUUCCCUCAAACGCCCGCAGUUGAAGAAAAGUCAUUCCAAAUACAACACCUUCAGUGCAUUUCAGAGAAGUCAGCAGUGACAAUCUUAAGGAGAUAGAAUCGGUCGCGGUUAAAGUUUUUUUUUUUUUUUUCUGAAAGAGAGCUUUCCAGGACCUAAUGAACCCCAACAAUCCAGCGAGCGCCCCUCCUGCGGACUGGAAUGGAGAGAAGUCCUCCAUGGGCCAGGCUGCCCCGCCGCCCUACCAGGACAACACCUCAUCCUGGAACCCACAGGCGGGAUACCCACCACAUCCGCAGGGUUAUGGAGCCCCGCCCUACCAGUACCAAGGUCCAGGAUAUGGACCACAGCCGUACCCCUCAGGUCAGCAGUAUCCAGGCCAGACUGUCAUUGUCCAACCCCAACAUUAUGUGAUCCCAACCCCACUGGAACACCCGGUCAACGACUACCUAGCCUACUCCAUCUUCACCUUACUCUGCUGCUGUCUGCCACUGGGAAUUGCUGCCCUCAUCUACUCCAUCUCAACUCGUGAAGCCAACCACAAUGGUAACCGGAUUGCAGCCGAGCGGAGCAGCAAGACAGCCAGGACACUGAACCACGUGGGUCUUGGAAUCGGUCUUGGGUUCUUCAUCCUCAUGAUCGUCUAUGCAGUUGUAAUGGCAACUGUGAUUCGUAAUUAAAUCUGUUACAUCUUUUUUCCUUAUUUCCUGCCCUCAUGUCUGUCUAUAUCAGGUAAUCAGACUUUAUCAAGAACAUUAAUAGUAAUCACUUAGAAUUUCUCUUUAGAUGUGGACACCCUGUAAGUCGCCUGGCUGGCUAAAAUUAUUUUGAAAUUUUUGGUGUCCAUAUGUUACAAAAAGUCUGCAGAAGCUCUUUACAUGUAAUCUGUUACUUUCAUUCACUUUGUAGAAACAGCACUUAAUCUUUCAUACCCUAUCAACACAUUUUCAGUUUAUGAUUUACCUUUAAUGCAAUGACACAUAAAAAAGCAUUUCUUGAUUUGUAAAACACACCAACUUUGUUGCCUUAAGACCUGAGCCUGGGUUCAACACCACAUAAAGCUGCUGUUGCUAGUCGUGAUAUAAACAUCAGUUCAGAGAGAGAUUUCCAGUGUCAACACUACCCCCCCCCCCCCCUCUGCUGUCGUAACCCCGCCCACAAAAGAUUGUUGUGCACGUUCUAUGAGGAAGUAGUGGCUUCCCAGGCAAUCAGGGCGACGUAGUGGGGCCUCCGCUCGACCAAUCAGGACAGAGGGUUGGGGAGUAGCUCUGAUUGGUCUGUGAUAAUGGGAACGAGGGGAAUAAUAACAUUGCUUGAUACAAAGGCAUUGGAAAACACAGAGAUAUCGCCAUAUUCUCAAAUUACUUCACUUACAGAUGAGUACCGAUGGGUAUUAUAACCUUUUCUCCAAACCCAGCAGAAAAAAGUAACGUUUUUUAUACCAUUCCUACCAACAGCAGCUUUAAAACAGUGGCAGGGUUCACAUUUGAUCCAAAGACAGUUUUAUUUUGUGUUCCAACAACAGAUGAUACAAUCCAGUUUGUAAUUUCUGAGAUUUGAUUGUAAGCUGUAAGGGUUUUUUCGGUUCUGCAAGUGAAAAAGAUUUCUCAGAUUGUAAGACUUUGGCAAGUGUUCUGCGUUUCAAACAGAAUGGUUGGCUGUAAUUUGCAUGUACAACCUCUUAUACUUUUAGAGAUACAAUAUCAUGAUGCAUUUAUACUCUCUUAAGGAGACUGUGCCUUAUAUAGCUUAGAAGGAGAAAUACUCAGAGUGAGCCUGUUUGUCAUUAAAGUGUGUCUGAUGUUUGUUGCACGCUACAGCAGUCCUCUUUUCUCUGCAGCUGAACAAUGCUCUUAUUUUGAAAGCAGCACUCUGUUAUGUAUCACUGGCUUGGGUGUUUUUGUUGUUCUAUGUCUGUUCUUUUCUGAAACAGAGCUGAAAAAGUCCAAUUUUACUCAAUGUCAACUUUCUUUAUAAAUAAAGUAUAUUAAGAGAACA